AUGGCAACCGUCGCCAUGGACGACUCUCUCAAACAUGUGCCUUCGUCCCAUGCGGAGGGCACUAGCACCGCCUACCAGAGAAUGCCAGAGUCUCUUCUGCAUCUCAGUGAACAAGAGGUCGCCGCCAUGAACAAGAAGCUCGUCCGCAAGAUCGACUCCAUUAUCCUUCCCAUAAUUGGCAUCCUGUACAUUCUUAACUACAUCGAUCGUCAAAACUUAGCCGCUGCUAAACUACAUGGCAUUACCGACGAUCUCAAUAUGACGACCGAAGAAUUCGCUACCGCUAUUUCGAUCCUCUUUGUUGGCUACUUGCCUUUCCAAAUCCCGAGCAAUCUCAUUAUUGCAAAGAUUUCACGACCGGGCAUGUAUAUCUGUGUUGCCGUUAUCAUCUGGGGCACCAUCUCGGCAUGUACUGCUCUCGUGAAAUCCUAUGGUCAGCUCCUCGCUGUCAGAGCCGUUCUCGGUGUUGCCGAAGCCGUCUUCUUUCCGGGUGCCAUCUACUACCUUUCCGCAUGGUACACCAAGACCGAGCUUGGAAAACGCAUUGCUAGUCUUUACAUUGCUCAACAAGUCGGUAACGCCUUUGGUGGUCUUUUUGCUGCUGCCAUCUUCCAGCUCGAUGGCCGACACGGGAUCAGAGGCUGGCAGUGGCUGUUCAUCAUCGAGGGUAGUGCCACCGUUGGAAUCGGUGUUGUCUGUGCAUUCUUUAUGCCUGAAUUCCCCUACAACAGCCGCAUCCUCUCACAACCCGAGCGAGAUCUUGCCGUCUGGCGAAUGGAGUCAACCACUGGUGCAGCCGAAGGGUCACAGAAGGAGGAGAGCACUCUCAAGAGUUUUGGAAAAGCCCUGUCCGAUCCCAAGCUCCUGCUUCUCAUUUUCUGCAACCUCCUCUCGCAGGCUCAAGGCUCGAUCGCCAAUUACUUCCCUACUCUGGUAGCCUCGCUCAAUUUUGGCAGUACUGUCAGCCUGCUCCUCACCGCACCACCCUACAUUCUUGCUGGUGCUGUUUACUGGGUCCUGAUGUGGUAUAGUGACCGGAAGAAUACAGCGUACCCUAUCAUCAUCGGCUGCAUUGCCAUUGCCAUUGGCAUGUACAUCAUUCCCAUGUCAACACUCAACGUCCCUGCACGUUAUUUCUCCAUGAUGAUCCUUCCCUUUGCGUCUGUCGGCCCUCAGCUUGUGCUUUACAAGACCAUCAACCUUCAUCUUGCACGGCCUGUGUCGAAGCGUGCCGCCGCAUCUGCUUUGGUUAAUGCUAUUGGUGGCACAUCCAACAUCUGGGCAUCCUAUCUUUACUAUGCGCCCCCUCACUUUUACGCUGCAUUCGGGACUUUGAUGGCAUGCGGCUUUCUUUUCGCUGGUACCAUCACUGUCUAUCGUUGGCUUGUCUUGCGCGAGAACAAGCGACUGGAAUCCGGUGACCCUGAGGAGAUUGCCAAGGUCAUCAAUGGUGGUGUUACAGAAGAAAUGGUUCAGCUUGGAUGGCGCUACGAAAUGUAUUGA
This is a messenger RNA of Fusarium sp. VM40, 1503 nucleotides long. The record is from the annotation of a GenBank genome assembly. Lineage: Eukaryota; Fungi; Ascomycota; Sordariomycetes; Hypocreales; Nectriaceae.